AUGUCUUACUAUACCCCUAACCCCCCCAAUGCCUAUGGAUCAAACCCUCCAAAUGUCUAUACCUCAAACCCUCCCAAUGCCUACGCGUCUAACCCCGCUCGAUACCCCAAUUCCCAACCAAGGCAAUACGUUCAACAUCAGGGCCUUCCAGCUGGCGCUGAUCCUCAGCUCUGGCAGUGGUUCUGCGCCGUCGAUACUGAUCGAUCGGGCGCUCUCAGCGUCACAGAACUUCAAGCUGCCCUGGUAAACGGAAACUGGACGAAGUUUGAUCUCGAUACCGUCAAGAUGCUCAUGAACAUCUUCGAUACUGAUCGAAGCGGAACCAUCGGCUUCAAUGAAUUCGCUGGCUUAUGGAAAUAUAUCGCCGAAUGGCAACGAGUCUUCAAGCACUUUGACAGGGACCAUUCUGGUUCUAUCGACGGACGUGAACUCGCGGAAGCCCUCCGCAACUUUGGUUAUAACCUAUCUCCUCCUUUGUUACAAGCGCUAGAAAUUCGAUACGCUUCUGGCGCGACUAGUGCGUAUGGCCCCCCUCCUGGUAUUACGUUCGACCGCUUCGUGAGAGCGUGCGUGACCGUCAAGACUUUGACCGAAACAUUCCAAAGGGAGGACCGUGACAAUGACGGCUGGAUUCAACUCAACUAUGAAGAUUUUUUGAAGAUUUCGCUGAGUGCGCCUUAA
Suillus plorans is the source of this 681-nucleotide messenger RNA. Its product is annotated as EF-hand. Gene Ontology annotation, molecular function: calcium ion binding. Bases 1 to 681 code for a protein of 226 amino acids. The transcript has 8 exons. Lineage: Eukaryota; Fungi; Basidiomycota; Agaricomycetes; Boletales; Suillaceae. The record is from RefSeq and is a predicted model, not a curated record.